This is a messenger RNA of Calliphora vicina (urban bluebottle blowfly), 543 nucleotides long. Its product is annotated as lectin subunit alpha-like. Gene Ontology annotation, molecular function: signaling receptor activity. NCBI's taxonomy places the organism in Eukaryota, Metazoa, Arthropoda, Insecta, Diptera, Calliphoridae. The transcript is spliced from 3 exons. Bases 1 to 540 code for a protein of 179 amino acids. The record is from RefSeq and is a predicted model, not a curated record.
AUGAAAACACUCGCCAUAAAUCUGGUAUUAAUUAGCUUCUUAAUUAAAAUUGUAUCAACCGUUGAAACUGCUGAUCAGAACUGGUACAAAUCGCAAAAUGGCAACAUGUAUUACAUUGAGGAAAGUUACAAGUACUCCUGGUAUGAGGCUGCUUUACAAUGUUCUUUGAAAAAACUCUCCCUGUUAACACUGGAAACCCAGGAGGAACACAAUGAGGUGGCAAAAAUUUUGAAAGAAAACAAUUUUGCCUUUCAUGCACCCCAUUUGUGGAUUGGUGCUGUGGGUGGCCAUCGUCUAUUUACUUGGGUCUCCAAUAGUCAACCGGUUUUUACUGACAAAUGGAUUCCCGGUAAUCCAGAUAAUUGGAAUCAGGAGGAAUAUUGUUUACAUUUUUGGGAAAAUACCACGGAAUUGAAUGAUCGUAAAUGUGAUUUCAAAUACGGUUUCAUAUGUGAGGAGAAUGAUUACUUUAAUGAGGAGAAGGAGAAGAAUCAAGGAAAAUAUAAAAGUAUUGUAUUGAAUAUUGUAAAUAAAAUUUAAAAC